AAAAACCCCGAUGAUGUUACCUACUAACAAAAUCAAAAUUUUGACACACUUUACGCCUCUAUGAAUCCAGUUAAGCGUGAAAUCGUAUCUGUUUGAGCUAUGGUAAAGUUGCAUUAUUUCAAGAACCAGCGUUACAGCAAACUCAAGUCACAAUGCGAAAAGGAGGAGCGCCUGUUCGAAGAUCCCGAAUUUCCAGCGAACGAUAAAUCGAUAUUUUUCAGCCAUGCACCGCAAGAACAAAUCGUUUGGCGAAGACCUAAGGACAUUUGCGAGCCAGAUCCUCCAAGCCUGUUUGUUGACGGAUCAAGCAGACAUGACAUCACACAAGGAAAACUUGGAAACUGUUGGUUUGUGGCAUCAUGUUCAACUCUGGCCCUGGAACCUUCACUCUUGGAAAAGGUUAUUCCUGACAUGAAGAACCAAGAGUGGGAUGUAAAAGACGUUGGAAAGUACCAGGGAAUCUUCCGGUUCCGGUUUUGGCGUCAGGGUGAAUGGACUGAAGUGGUAAUUGAUGAUCUUCUUCCUACAGUUUAUGGCCAAUUGGUCUUCAUCCACUCCUCGUUGAAGAAUGAGUUCUGGGGAGCGUUACUUGAGAAGGCUUACGCCAAACUGAGCGGAAGUUAUGAGGCUCUGGAAGCAGGCAAUAUCGCCGACGCUCUGGUCGAUUUCACAGGCGGGGUAUGUGAGUCAAUUAACCUUAAAGACGCGAACUACGAUGACGAUGAAGAGAGAAGACUGGAAUUUUUCAAAAGCAUGCAGAAGGCCAUGGAUAACAGCUCUCUUGUUGGUGCUUCAAUCUCGGCCAAGAGCCAUGAAGAAAUGGAAGAACGUACAGAGACUGGUUUGGUAAAGGGACAUGCAUACGGAGUUACUGCGAUAAAAAAGAUCACCAUUGGUGAAGGCUUAUUCAACUUGUUUAAUCGAGAGCAUCUCUACCUGAUCCGACUUAGAAAUCCCUGGGGACAAAAAGAAUGGAAUGGCGCGUGGAGCGAUGGUUCAGAGGAGUGGAACAAGCUUGAGGCAGAAACAAGGAAAAAGCUAGGAAUUGAUUUUGAAGAUGAUGGGGAGUUCUGGAUGUCGUUUGAAGAUUUCUGCCGUUACUUUUCCAAAGCCACCAUGUGUCACUUGAUGAAUACAUCAAUAUUCUCUUUAUCUAAGCGAUGGCACAUUUUUAAACACAAAAACGAAUGGAAGCCCGGUUCAUCUGCGGGAGGAUGCGUUACCAACCAAGCCACAUUUUUCAAGAAUCCACAGUACGCUUUCAGCAUAAAAGAUGAUGACGCAGGAGAGGUAAUGAUAGCACUGAUGCAGGAAGAUACGAGGAUUGAUAGAGAUGAAGGCGGAAAGAAUCUAAGUAUUGGAUAUUACGUUAUGAAGGUGGAAGAGAAUCGUGGCUACCGUUUACAUGUAAUGAUGGAGAAAGCCGCUGACUCUAUAUUCAUUAAUAUGAGGGAAGUGGUUAACAGGUUUCAGCUGAAGACGGGGAGAUAUGUUGUUAUACCAUCAACAUAUGAGCCACAUGUGGCUGGGAAUUUUAUGCUGAGAAUCUUCACCGAGAAAUCUUCUAAUGCGAGAGCAUUAGUAAAGGAUCAUCCCAAGAGAAGUAACAUUUGCUGCUGCAUCCCAAGAUUUCGCACCCCUGUUUGCAUCCUGUCUGUUUUUGUAAAGUCAGCGGUUGACCUCCAGAAGAGAACGUUGCUAAGCGUUGAUCCUUACGCCCUGAUCAAGUGCGAGGGAAACACUGUCCGAAUUCCCACAGUGAAGGACACACGAAACCCGGUGUGGAAUUCAGCUGGUGCUUUGUUUUACGUCAGGAGACCCAAGGAAACGCACUUGGUAGUACAGAUUUGGGACAGCAAUGUGUUCUGCGACUCCUUCCUCGGUCAAGCAAAAAUGAGGAUCGAUAUUAACAACAGAACAGUGGUACUAUCACAUCAGCUGAUGGGCAGAGGACGGAAACACGACGAAAAGAUGCCUGGUGCUGUCACACUAGAAAUUGCUUGUUAUCACGAUCUAAUGGCUGUUUGAUUUCAGUGCGCCUUCAGAAAAAAUGGCCAUGGAAGAUAUGGGCAGUUCGCCAAUCCUUGGCAGUGCGGAGAAAAUCAUCAAAUUCAAAAGGAAUAGGCUCAAGGAAAAUUAUGGAGGCUGCAUCAUUCAAUCGUAUUUGCUCUCAGUUCAGGUCUAUGGUGUUACGCUUGCACAUGUAACAAAUGUACACACGCGAAAACGACAAUGCUCUGGCUAGCUUAGCUAUUAUUGUAUUUUACUUCUUAUCAAGUCUGUUCAGGUUCUUGUUUCCCAAUUGCCGAAGCCAUUUUUGCUGUCUUCUUUAGCAUGAAGGAUGCUCUUAUAAAGCCCUCUUAAUUCUACACAUACUCCGAUUCCAGAGUGUAACUCUAUGAAACCAGACUUGGACAAUGACGCUCCGGUACGGUUGGUUUCGGGCUGAAAUGGUAGUAAAGUAAACCAUGGAAAAAAGUAUUAUGGUCUCUUAAAGAUGGUUCACCGAUCUCUUCCUCGUUGUUAUCAUGUGCUUGAGCCUUAAUCGUCGAUUUAACUUUGUGUUUAUAAGAAUCCUUUUUAUAAUAUUUAAAUCAAAAUGUACCAUUCUGCUUGCAGAAAAACUGAUUGAUAAAAUAAGAAAAUAGCCACAUUACUAUGCAAAACACAAAUUUAUUAACGAGAGUAAAUGUAGCAUUAUAAAAAGUAUUUUACCACAACUGUUAGGAUGAUUA
Pocillopora verrucosa is the source of this 2735-nucleotide messenger RNA. Its product is annotated as calpain-5. Gene Ontology annotation, biological process: proteolysis. The record is from RefSeq and is a predicted model, not a curated record. Gene Ontology annotation, cellular component: cytoplasm. NCBI's taxonomy places the organism in Eukaryota, Metazoa, Cnidaria, Anthozoa, Scleractinia, Pocilloporidae. Gene Ontology annotation, molecular function: calcium-dependent cysteine-type endopeptidase activity.